AUGGAGGAAAGCAUAGCAGAACAGUCACCGACAACGGUCACUUCGCGUAAGCGAAAGCGUCUUGACCCGAUGGAAAUGUGUCAACAACUGUACGAUUCAUUGCGUGCCGUGAAAAAACCGGAUGGUACAAUGCUAUGUGACACAUUUGUACGUGCACCAAAACGCCGUCAAGAGCCAUCAUACUACGAUGUAGUUGACAAUCCAAUUGAUUUGCUACGAGUACAACAAAAAUUAAAAACUGAAUCGUACGAAAGUGUUGAAGAAUUAACCACUGAUUUAGAAUUGUUGGUGAAUAAUUCGAAAGCAUUUUACAAUCCGGAUUCAAGUGAAUAUCAAGACGCGUGUUUGCUGUGGGACACAUACCAACAGAAUAAAGUAAAGUUGAUUGAGUCGAAUGUUGGUGACGAUGAGCCAAGCAACAAAGUGAAAAAGAUUGGUCGACCAAGAAAAUCGGCACUUGACAAUGAUGAUGCAUCUGAAACAUCAUCCAAAGCAGCUGAUGAUGAUAUUGAAAAUUAUGAAGAAUUAUUUGCAUCAGUUAUGACUGCCACUGAUGAUAACAGUCGUCCAUUGAAUUUAAUGUUUCAAUUAUUGCCAUCGAAACGUGAAUAUCCAGACUAUUAUGAUAUUAUCGAGCAUCCGAUUGAUUUGAAAUUCAUCGCAACAAAAAUUCAAACCAAUGCCUACAUCACAUUAGCCGACAUGGAAAAGGAUUUAUUGCAAAUGACAAAAAAUGCAUGCAUAUUCAAUGAGCCUGGUUCACAGAUUUAUAAAGAUGCAAAAACAUUGAAAAAGAUUUUCACCGCUAAACGAGCCGAGAUUGAGUCGGGAAAAUGCAAACCACGCGAAAGUAAAACUCGAAAACGUGGCCAAAGUUUGAGUGCAAUGGUUGCUGCUUUGAAAGAGCCCGUCGAAGAUUCUGAAGAAGAAAAUGAAGACAAUUUGGAAACUGAAGGCGAUGGUCCACUCUGGCAAUUAUUUGAUCAACUCUAUAAUUCGGCCAAUUCAUCAGACCAUCCUAAUGCUUCAGGAGCACCACUUGGUGAAUCGCUGUGGAAACUACCAAAUCGACGAUUCCAUCCGGAAUAUUAUUACACCAUUAUAAAACCAAUUUCGAUGGCCCAAAUUCGAAACAAGUUGAAAAAAGCGGAAUAUGCAAAUAUGUCAGAUUUAACGACUGAUUUGUAUUUGAUGAUUGAUAAUGCAAAAAAAGCAUUCCCAGUGACACAUAAAGUACAUCGUGAUGCAGCUAAAAUGCUUAAAGUUCUCAAUCAGAAAUUGGCCGAUGUAUCCGGUGAUGAGGACAGUGAUGAUGAUGAAGAAGAAUCAACAACAAAUUCAUCAACACAAUCGAUUACCAAAAAGAAACCAAAACCAAAGGUUACAUCAACAUCACCAGCAACAUCUUCGUUUAAUGUUUCAAAUAAUUCAUUGAACAUGAACACAGGCAACAGUCCAAAGUGUAAAUUCCCCAAUAAUCCAAUGCUCAAGAAAAAAUUGCUUAAUUUGCAACGUUUUUUUCUGGAUGGAAGACGACCAAUGACAUUAUUCAUGGAAAAACCGUCGAAGAGACAGUACCCUGAUUACUACGAUAUCAUUCAACAUCCAAUCGACAUGACAACAAUUCGAUUGAAUAUCGAAGCCGAUAAAUAUGGAACUCUCGAUGAUGUUGUCGGUGAUUUUCGUCUGAUGUUUGCCAACUGUCGUAAAUACAACGAAGAAGGAUCGCAAAUUUAUGAAGAUGCAAACAUUUUGGAACGUGCUCUCAAUGAAAAACUCAAAGAAUUUUCCGGAAUUAAUGAUCGUCGAUUGACACCGAAAAUUAUCAAAGGUGGUCGCAAACAAAUCUCACCGAUGGACACAAAACUUCGUCAACUAUACGAUGCCAUUCGUGAUUAUCGUGAACCAAAAGCCAAUCGUCAGCUGGCAUUGAUCUUUAUGAAAUUGCCAUCGAAAAGCGACUAUCCUGAUUACUAUGACAUCAUUAAAAAUCCGAUUGAUAUGGAGAAAAUCGCUCACAAGCUCAAACAACAAUUCUACGAUAACAUCGAUGAAAUUGCAGCCGAUUUUAUGUUGAUGUUUGAAAAUGCAUGCAAAUACAAUGAGCCUGAUUCGCAAAUCUAUAAAGAUGCCUUACUUCUGCAACAAAUUUGUAUUCAAACCAAGCAGCAAUUGCGAGAUGGCGAUGAUUCUGUGCCAGAUGUGCAACAAGCUAUUGAAGAAUCGCUAUUGUCACUGUUCACAACAUUCUAUAAUCAUCAAGAUGAAGAAGGUCGUUGUUUCUCAGAUUCACUUGCCGAGCUACCCGAAUACGAUGAAGUUGACGGCGUAAAAACACGAGCAAUUUCAUUGGAUUUAAUCAAACGUCGUUUGGAUAAAUGAUUAUACAAACGAUUGGAUACAUUCCAAGAAGAUGUGUUCACUUGUUUGGAUCGUGCUCGUCGUUUGUCUCGUACCGAUUCUCAAAUCUUUGAAGAUUCCAUUGAAUUACAAGCAUUUUUCAUUCGUAAACGUGAUGAAGUAUGCAAAGAUUUGCUCACAUCACCAGCUCUCAGUUACACUGCCAUGCAUUUGAGUGCAUCGGUCGAGGCAAUACGUCAAACAAAACUUUUACAAGAGGAACAAGAGCAAGAAACUGAAAACGAUAUGUCGAUGCACGGUGAAAGCAUGACAAUUGAUCAGAAAGUUUACUCACCAGGCGAUUUUGCAUAUUAUGAUGUGCCAGAGAACAAACUUCCCGGUGUCAUUUACAUCGAACGAUUAUGGACAAACCAAGAAGGUGUCCAAAUGAUGUAUGGCAAUACUUUCUUGCGACCAUUUGAAACGUAUCAUGUGACAACACGAAAAUUCUUAGAACAAGAAUUAUUUAAAAGCGAUCAGCAUGAGGCAAUGCCGCUAAGCCGUUUGGGAAAUAAAUGCUUUGUCAUGAGUGCCAAAGAUUAUUUCAAACUAAAACCCGAUGGAUACACAGAUAAGGAUAUUUUUGUGUGUGAAUCACGCUAUUCGACCAAAUUGCGUGCAUUCAAAAAGAUUAAGAAUUGGCCAUUCAUGAAUACAACACCAUUGGUUACACGUGAAACACCACUUGAACCAAAACGUGUUAUGUCCGUGUUCAAAGAACGCGUUGAAAAACACAAAGGAGAAUUGGCUGAAUUGCAAUUACAAGAGGCACUCGUUGAAAAAGAAAAACCGAAUAUUUUGGCUUUAUCGCCUAUGUCAACCGACGACGGUAAUAACUAUUAUGAACAAUACAACAUUGUUGGAAAUGGUGUCAUCAAAAGUGGUGACUUUGUUUACGUUGCAACUGAUACCGGAAAACAAUCCAUCGCACAAGUUCAGAGCAUUUGGGAUACAAAAGAUGGAAAGUCAUACAUCAAAGGUCCAUGGCUUUUGUUACCUCCAGAAGUGCCAGGUGCAGCAAAUCGAUUCUUCUAUCGUCAAGAAUUGAUGCUGUCGACAACACAAGACAUCAGUCCAACAAUUGCUGUUGUUGGCCGAUGUUCAGUUUUGGAAUACAACGAAUACGUUUCAAUUCGCUCGACGGAAAUACCAGAGAGUGACGUUUAUGUAUGUGAAUCAACAUACGAUGAAAGCAAGAAGCAAAUCCGAAAAAAUGUUCAGGGUCAAGGGCUACGAAAAUUCGCACACAGCCAACUCGUUACACCAGACGAAAUUUAUCACUUCAAAAAUCCAAUCACACCAAUCAAGGUAAAUUCAUGUGAUUUAAAUUCAGAUGUGCUUGGAAUGAAUGAAGAUUCAAUUGAUGUGCCAGAUUUGCCAUCAACCAGUUCAGAAGUGGCGCCAGUAAUAUCGUCGUCAGUGAGCACAAAUCUCAGCACACCAGUAUCAACGAAAAAACCAAAAUAUAAAGGAAAACUCGUAACUGGUUAUAUCGUGUAUUCGAGUGAAGUGCGUAAAGAUCGUGCGGCAAAUAAUCCAGAUUGUUCAUUCGGUGAUAUUUCGCGUAUGGUUGGAAAUGAAUGGCGAAAUAUGACGGCACAAGAAAAACAAUAUUGGGAAGAGAAAGCAUCUCGAUCGAAUGAAGAGAGUGCUGCUAAAUAUGCUGAAGAGCAUGGUUGCUCGAGUCCAGUUCCUCAACCACAAACGUUCCAAUCAUUCUUGACCGCCGAUCCAGUACCAAAUCAAGUUUUUGAAUGUUGCUGGGACACAUGCGAUUAUCAAUUCGAAGAUCCAAUUGAUUGUGUUGAGCAUUGCAUUUCGGAAGGACACGGUCAUGUUAGCACUUAUUACAAAGAGCCACCACGAUCAAAAACUGGUGAAAUCGAUUACACUUGCAUGUGGCGCAAUUGCAUUCGUAUUCUGAAGAAUAUCAUCCCAUUUACGCAUUUGCAACGUUUGCUUAAGCACGUCCGUGAAGUGCACAUCAUCAAAAGUGGUCGCAUGGUAACGCCAAAUGAUAGAAGCAAAAAUUUCGUACCAUCGAAAAAGAAUCAGCCAGCUGCUACUCCUCAGACACCAACAGUAUCGAAUUCAAUUCCAUCGCCAGCUACAAACAAUGCUAAUCUCGCUUCGCCAGUUCAACAGCAGCAACAACAACAACCAGUUCAAACUGUUCAAGUUUUGUCAGCACCAGCAGCUGAACCUUUGUUUGUGACUGUACCACCAAGACCACAACGAGUUUUGCAUUCAGAAGCCUACAUCAAGUAUAUUGAAAGCUUGCAAAAUGAUACGCGUUUCAUAACACCAUGGGAAAAAAUAUUGAAAGCCACACGUGAAACAACACCAGCUGUUGACCCAUCUAAAUUGCCAAUGCAUUGGCUUGGACCAAAAUCUCCAGAAAAAUCAUCUGAUGCCAUUGAUGAACUAUGGAAGCUUCGCAAUCACAUGAUGAAAGAUAUCGUCACUAUCAUUGACCCAUCAAAUUAUUAA
Molecule: messenger RNA, 4890 nt
Organism: Sitodiplosis mosellana (orange wheat blossom midge)
Lineage: Eukaryota; Metazoa; Arthropoda; Insecta; Diptera; Cecidomyiidae
Product: protein polybromo-1-like
Exons: 16
Biological process (GO): chromatin remodeling
Cellular component (GO): RSC-type complex
Molecular function (GO): protein binding; chromatin binding
Source: RefSeq, a predicted model, not a curated record